UUCGAUCAAAGGUUUGACAGUACCACUUAUUUCCUCGGCCGAAUAAACACACAAACUAAAAACACUUUGUAACGUACCUGACUACACCUGACAUACAAGAACAAAUAAAAAAAGCAGGAUAAAACGUAACUUUAGAAAAAAUGUUUUGCAAUAUGUUUGCUAGCAGAACUUUUGUAAAAGUUUGCAUGUAUUUGUCUUGUCUUGCUGGCCUUGGUAUCGCUUCCUUGAUCAAUGCUGAAGUCAUUUCGUCGUUCUUUGGAGUAACGAGAGAGAAGGACAUUGAAAGAAAUAGCCUUGAAGUGGCUUCUUUUACACGAGAAACUCAAGUAUUAAACUGUGUGCUUAGUUGCUUGCGAGAAAAGAACUGUUCACUGUCAAGCUUCAAUGGUAAAGAUAUUGGAGCUUGUCUUCUUUAUCGUAAAAGCAAUUCUUCAGAGCUUGAAGAUAGUAGUUUGAGAAGUCCAGACUUUACCCAUUUCAAGAAGCUUGGUGAAUAUGAUCCUCAAAAAAAGCGAUUCAUGAACGACCCAGAUCUAGAUGAUGGCUCUAUUUCAGCCUUCAAACAAUCGAAAAGUGAACCUACUUCUUGCGCUGAUAUUAACAACAAAACAAAUGGAAUAUACAGCAUAAAGCUUCCAGAUGACAAAUAUGCACAAGUGUAUUGUAUCAUGGAGAAUAUCACAGGAUGUGAUAAUGGUGGCUGGGCACUCGCCAUGAAGAUUAAUGGUUACAAGUCAACGUUUACAUUCGAGUCGUCUUACUGGACUAACACACAAACUCUGAACUACCCGACAAACAUGGCGAGUCUAGAUGACGAAGAAAUKAAAUCUCCCAUAUUCUCUGAAAUUAAAGCAAGUAAAAUCUGCAUUGGAAUGAAGCAAGGAAACGAGACGCGCUGGCUACAAAUUCAACUUAACGUAAAUUCUCUUCGCUCUCUUUUCGCAAGCGGGAAGCCUUAUGGGACUAAUCUUGGGAAGUCUUCUUGGAAAAACCUGAUCAAAGGAUCGUCUGUACAAGAAGUUUGUUCCGUAGAAGGCAUCAAUCGUGUCACCGGGAAGCCAGGCUCUGUACUUAAGAUAAGAUUAGGAUUAAUAGGAAGCGGUAAGCCAUGUAAUGCCCCUAAAUCGUUCAUUGGUUUUGGAUCGAGUAUUAUAGCGUCCAGUGGGAACGUUAUUGUGGGACAACAUGAAAUAAAAACUUUUGGAUAUAUUUUAGUGAAGUGAGGAAAGAAAAAAUGAGGGAUGCUUCAUUAGUUGAUGCACUAUUACUGAUAUUACUACCACUGACAGUUUGCUUCAGUGGUGUAACGUUGGUUUUGAGGAGUGGCUGUAGACAACAGUUUUACUUAACAAAAGCAUACGAUUUUAAAUCCUUAACCCUUUUGCCCAGAUAAAAACAUAAUGGUAUCAAGACAAGACGYAUUAUGAGCUUUGUUUCCUUUUAAAUAGAAAAUUUCUUUAAACCAAAUAUUAAUGAUAUGUUAUUCUGAAAUAAAAACAGAGCUUGGGCUUCCUGUGGUCUACAACUGCGGUUGUCCGUUUAUCGGAUUCAUUUACUUCUGUUAACAUAUGUAACUAUGAAUCUAAUAAGRAUAGGAAUGAAAAAUUAAAACAAAAAUGAAAUAAAAUAAAAUA
Actinia tenebrosa (Australian red waratah sea anemone) is the source of this 1634-nucleotide messenger RNA. RefSeq lists its product as uncharacterized. The record is from RefSeq and is a predicted model, not a curated record. Lineage: Eukaryota; Metazoa; Cnidaria; Anthozoa; Actiniaria; Actiniidae.